Jaculus jaculus (lesser Egyptian jerboa) is the source of this 1639-nucleotide messenger RNA. RefSeq names its product aldolase, fructose-bisphosphate B (gene Aldob). Gene Ontology annotation, cellular component: cytosol. The record is from RefSeq and is a predicted model, not a curated record. Gene Ontology annotation, molecular function: fructose-1-phosphate aldolase activity; fructose-bisphosphate aldolase activity. Bases 138 to 1232 code for a protein of 364 amino acids. Gene Ontology annotation, biological process: fructose 1,6-bisphosphate metabolic process; glycolytic process. The transcript has 9 exons. Lineage: Eukaryota; Metazoa; Chordata; Mammalia; Rodentia; Dipodidae.
UUUAAAAAAAAAAAAAAAAGACUGAUGAGAAGUCUAUAAAAACCUAAGCUCCCAAGAUCUAUCAUGCUUGGCAGCUGCCGCCUUGCCUCACCCACACUUCUGAUACCUGAGAGGACUCUCCUCCCUCACUGUUCACCAUGGCCCACCGAUUUCCAGCCCUCACCUCAGAACAGAAGAAGGAGCUCUCAGAAAUUGCCCAGCGCAUUGUGGCCAAUGGAAAGGGCAUUCUUGCUGCGGAUGAAUCUGUAGGUACCAUGGGAAACCGCCUGCAGAGGAUCAAGGUGGAAAACACAGAAGAGAACCGCAGGCAGUUCCGAGAAAUCCUCUUCACUUCGGACAAUUCCAUCAACCAGAGCAUUGGGGGAGUGAUUCUUUUCCAUGAGACCCUCUACCAGAAGGACAGCCAGGGAAAGAUGUUCAGAACCAUCCUUAAGGAGAAGGGAAUUGUAGUGGGCAUCAAGUUAGACCAAGGAGCUGCUCCCCUUGCAGGAACAAACAAAGAAACCACAAUUCAAGGGCUUGAUGGCCUCUCAGAACGCUGUGCCCAGUACAAGAAAGAUGGUGCUGACUUUGGGAAGUGGCGUGCUGUGCUGAGGAUUGCUGACCAGUGUCCCUCCAGCCUUGCUAUCCAAGAAAAUGCCAACGCCUUGGCCCGCUAUGCCAGCAUCUGUCAGCAGAAUGGGCUGGUGCCUAUUGUUGAGCCAGAGGUGCUUCCUGAUGGAGACCAUGACCUGGAACACUGCCAGUAUGUUUCUGAGAAGGUCCUGGCUGCUGUCUACAAGGCCCUCAAUGAUCAUCAUGUUUACCUGGAGGGCACCCUGCUGAAGCCCAACAUGGUGACUGCUGGGCAUGCCUGCACCAAGAAGUACACACCAGAGCAAGUGGCUAUGGCCACGGUCACAGCUCUCCAUCGCACUGUUCCUGCAGCUGUUCCCGGCAUCUGCUUCUUGUCUGGAGGAAUGAGUGAAGAGGAUGCUACUCUUAACCUCAAUGCUAUCAACCUCUGCCCUCUGCCAAAGCCCUGGAAGUUGAGUUUCUCAUAUGGACGGGCCCUGCAGGCCAGUGCACUGGCUGCCUGGGGCGGCAAGGCUGCCAACAAGAAGGCAACUCAGGAGGCUUUCAUGAAGCGGGCCGUGGCCAACUGCCAGGCAGCCAAAGGACAGUAUGUUCACACGGGCUCCUCCGGGGCUGCUGCCACUCAGUCGCUCUUCACGGCCUCCUACACCUACUAGGUCCUGAUGCCGAGCAGUCAGGCUCCAGCUCUCCUAUGCAUCUUGUUAGAAGGGUUGAAAAGGUUUCAAUCAGCCCUAGAAAUUACACAAAAUUCAACGGGAACAGCUGAACAUAUAAUGUAUGUAAAUCUUAAACAUAGGAGACAAGUUGAAUCAGCCAUUAAAAUAUGAGUAUGAAUACCAAGUAACUGACGAAAUUUCAUAGGAUAGUUUCCACACACUUCCAGCUCCCCAUACUCCAGAACAUUCACCCAAGAAAAGACCAGGCUUUACAAGAAGCCCAACUCUCCACCCACACUGUAGCUGCUGAGGGUGGAGAAAUGCAUCUUAUGAAAUGACUUCAGCUGUGGUAGAUUAUAAAGGAGACACUGACAGUAAAAUAAAAUAAAAAUGUUUUGUAAACCUUA